CUACACUACAACAAGAUGUUCCGAUCAGUAGUCGUAUUUUUAGCUGUGACCUCUGCAAGUCUUGCGUUGAUGGUUCCGGAUCCUAAGCCAGAUAAAUUCAAGGACAUAGAGGGAUGCUAUGUUAAGGACAAUGAUGCCGUCAUACCGCUUGGGCAGUUUGUUCCAUCUAAAACUAGCUGUGUUGGGUACAGAUGUGGAGAAAAAUAUGUUACCAUUGAAUCUUGCAGUGUUGCGGUUGCGGUGCCUCCUUGUAAAUUAGUGAGCCAUGAAGAUGUCACCUUACACCCGUACCCUAAAUGCUGUCCAACUAUUGAAUGUUAAACUAAUAAAUGAAAUUUCCUUUAUUAUUAGAUACGUGCCACUUACUAUAUUAUAAGUGGCCGGCCAACUGGAAUUUCUAGAUUAAAUUCAAAUUCAAAUUCAUUUAUUCGUUUAGGUAACACAAUGCACACCUAUGAACAAUAAAUACAUACAUGUUAAAUGCUAAAUCCUUCUAAUUUUACAAGCAUAGUAACAGACAAUCCCUGUGAUAUCGUUCCACUUACCUUUUGAAUUCCAUCGCUCAAGUUGAAAUUCUUAAGUUUUAGUAGUUUCCUCCAAUGCCAUAGUGUUGAAGUUUUUUGCUUAGGAUUUCGUGAUGGACACAGUCAAAAACAUGUGAUAAAUUGCAAAGAAACUCCAAAUGCAUCAUGAGAAUUUUCCCAAGCAUUUAAAAUCUCGGAAAUUAAUUUAAUGCCAGAAGUGGAGCGACCUCUAGUAAAACCAUACUGCUAGCUAUGCAUAAGUUUAUUAUUAUUGAAGUGUAUCAAAAAAUUUACUUAAUGCAGGCAGCACAGAUAUAACUCUAAAAUUUGUGGGGUCAGAAGUGCUGCCCGUUUUGAAUUAAACGGUGUGAUUUUACUUAGCUUCAUCUGGUCUGAAAAGGCUCCACAAUCUAUACAUUCAUUAUUAAAUGUUAUAGCUAACUCCGAACUGAUAGCAUUAAUUACUGAUUGUAAAAUGAAUACAGAUACACCCCAAAGAUC
Molecule: messenger RNA, 1025 nt
Organism: Pieris brassicae (large cabbage white)
Lineage: Eukaryota; Metazoa; Arthropoda; Insecta; Lepidoptera; Pieridae
Exons: 3
Coding region: 16-321 (101 amino acids)
Source: RefSeq, a predicted model, not a curated record